AAUUAACAUCAGGUAGGUAGUCAUUAAUUAUGUUAAAACAGGGCCAGCUCACCACAGAAAUGAGCCCAACAAAGCGGAUAAAAAGCUGUCAGACACCAAAUGCAGUUCAUGCUUUGUCAACACCAGCGAGCUUCUCCAAAGGGGGGAUUUCCUCUGGCAUUCCUCCUUUGAACUGGGAUGAAUCAAUGAUAGGAGACAGCCUAAUCAACAAGUCGGAUGAAAACAAAGAACCCCAAAAAGUCAGUGCCAGCGUUAGGAAGUCCAGGAGAAAACCAGUUCCUAUAAAAUCAAAGUACUUGCAAAGUGCUGCAAAGAGGAAGACUCCUGCGGUGGGUAAGACUCCCAGCACUAUUGGACAAACACCAGCUGCCAACAAUUUAUCAAAUCGGCAAAAGAUAGAAGAGAAUCCCAGCACUCCACAUCGUGUCACUCACACACUCUCUUCAUUUGUUAGAAGACAGCUGAAUCGAGAAGACACGUUCACAUUCGAAAAGAAGGAACCGACCCCAAAACCGACCUCUAAGACCACUCGACCCGUCACCCCAAAAACAGCCUCGAGACCCACUAUUAAACAGUCUAUCGGCGGUAGUGAGAGGAAGGCUCUGAGGAUGGUUUCUAAGGAGAUAUCAGCUACUCCCAAGUUUGCAAGGAAAACUGUUCAGAGCUCUAACGAUUUGUUUAGCUACUCAAGUGAGGAGAACAAAUCAAUUGGAAGUAGAGUUGAAACGGAAGUGCAACCCAAUGCAUCGACCGACAACAAGACAAAAGAAGUAUCCGAGACGGAUCUACAUAUUUUAGAGCACCAGAAACUUCAAAUGCUCUAUAUCUUGAGUAAAUUGGACACUACACAAGAAGCCCUCUCAAACGAAGCCAGCCGCCAAAUGUACCAGAUGUGGAAAGUUCAGGAGAACAUGCGGUCUGAGUACCAUACUCUGGAGGUAGAGUGUUUGGUGAAGGAGUAUAUCUGUGAGGUGAACGAUAUCUGUGAAAAUCUUUUACCAGUUUGUUCAGAGUUGAUGGAGUCACUGCCCAAGUUUGAUAAACAGUUUGUCACCUUGUGCAGCAUGUUAGAUAGUACCCGACAUCACAUGACUACCGUCAACAUUGCCAGGUUAAACGACCAGCAAGUUCAGGAACUUCAAUCUUCGUUAAAGCAAGUUCUAGAACUACUGAAGUCUAUUUGCUGCGAAGUUUCAGACGAGAAAGAGAACAUUCUGGAAAACGCACAAGAGCUCGCCCUUCUGAAGACUUGUUUCGAGGAGUCGUGCCAACAAUACGAGAAGGCCUCUCGACUUGCUCGCCAGAUUAAAGUUACUACCGAUGAGAACUUGUUCUUAACUUCUACCUUCAGUAAGCUUGACCUCAAGGCUGAUUUAGGGGAGGAUCCCUGAACAGUGAAAUCAGUAUACACUAUAUACACUAGUGUACACUAUACGGCAGAUAUAAUAUGACAAGUUGGGGGGGGGGGGGGGGCAAAGUUUAUAUUUUGUAAUGAUAGAAUCUGUACAAUCAGUAGUGACUAGUGAAUGAUGAGGUAUGCAGACUUUGAACAAUGAACAUGUUUAGGACGUCGUUGUUCUUAUGUUAUUUCUGACUACGAAUGUCUGUCCUGUUUAUAGAAUUUACUGCGAAAUGUUUUCUAUUACAGUUGUUGACUUGGGGUCAAGGGUUAUUUUUUGGUUUGAUAUUUUGUAAAACCAUUGGUUUUUUUGUUGAUUGUAUUUAUGACUUAACAUAAUAUUUAUGCGUUCAUUGUUGUAAAUGUUAGAAAUAGAACGUUUUAAAAUUUUAACCUGUAAAUAUUUAUCUUAAUCAAAAUUAUUAUGUAUCAUUACUCAUUAGUACAGUAUACAUACUUCUGUUGACAA
Messenger RNA from Bolinopsis microptera, 1868 nucleotides. RefSeq lists its product as uncharacterized. Bases 30 to 1391 code for a protein of 453 amino acids. The record is from RefSeq and is a predicted model, not a curated record. Lineage: Eukaryota; Metazoa; Ctenophora; Tentaculata; Lobata; Bolinopsidae. The transcript is spliced from 12 exons.